GAUUAGUCGUUUUUCGUUAGAGAGCUUGCUGUUCGCAUUUACCCGCCUGCUCGCGCGUAGAAAAGUUGUUACUUAAUUUUCAUUGCUGCCACACGUGCUUGAUUAUUAAUUGCAGUGCGCUCGCUAAUCAGUAGCUUGUCAGCUGGGCAGACCACAAAAAAACGAAGGCAAUUAUUCAGGCUGCCCUUUCAGUUCGGCAUUACAUAAGAAACGAAUGGCCAAACGAAAAUAAUUUUGAAGCAAUUUCGGAGCUAAUUAUUGCAUCAGCAAUUCUGAACAGCAGAUACACAAGAAGGGCAGCAAUUUGGCCAACAAAGCCUUCAUAAACGACAACAAACGAGUGAAAAUAUGAGCUGGGCAACAACAAAGCAAAGGCACAAAUGUUUCAACUGUAGCAGCGGCAGCAACAACAACAACCGGAGCAGCGGCAGCGACAGCAGCAACAACAACAACUGUGCGCCUAGCAACAAGAUAAUUUCGACGAGCGAUUUCCUUUGAUUUGCGCCCAUCUGUGUCGAAAGCAGCCGAAAAGCCAAAGAGUGUAAAUAGCACGUAGUUUUAGUACAAUUCACAGUAGCAAAAGUGAGUUUCACCCGGGGCAGCCAAUAAGCCUGCGAUAGCAACAAUAAUACAGAAGGAGCGCACAAGAAAUCACCAGAGAUCGCACAAUGAAUCCGAUCAAGGCACAGACCACGGGCAGUCCCAAGAAAUUCAACGUAUUCGCACACGUCAAGUACGAGCAUUUGGUCGCCGGCGUAUCCGGCGGAGUGGUGUCCACACUCAUUCUACAUCCCCUGGAUUUGAUCAAGAUUCGAUUCGCAGUUAACGAUGGCCGGACAGCUACGGUACCGCAAUACCGGGGACUGAGCAGCGCCUUCACCACAAUUUUCCGGCAAGAGGGCUUCCGCGGACUCUACAAAGGCGUCACCCCCAAUGUCUGGGGAUCGGGCUCCUCUUGGGGCCUGUACUUCAUGUUCUACAACACCAUCAAGACAUUUAUCCAAGGAGGAAACACGACCAUGCCAUUGGGCCCCACGAUGAACAUGCUUGCAGCCGCUGAGUCCGGAAUUCUCACCCUGCUGCUGACCAACCCCAUCUGGGUGGUGAAGACGCGUCUCUGCCUGCAGUGCGAUGCCGCGAGUAGUGCCGAGUACAGGGGCAUGAUCCACGCCUUGGGCCAGAUAUACAAGGAGGAGGGAAUGCGUGGCCUGUACCGCGGCUUUGUUCCCGGCAUGUUGGGCGUCUCCCACGGAGCCAUCCAGUUCAUGACCUACGAGGAGAUGAAGAACGCCUACAACGAGUAUCGCAAACUGCCCAUCGACACGAAGCUGGCAACCACCGAGUACUUGGCCUUCGCGGCUGUCUCCAAGCUGAUCGCAGCGGCGGCCACCUACCCGUACCAGGUGGUGCGGGCACGGCUGCAGGACCACCAUCACCGCUACAACGGCACCUGGGACUGCAUCAAACAGACUUGGAGGUUCGAGGGCUACAGAGGUUUCUACAAGGGGCUGAAGGCGAGUUUAACCCGAGUAGUGCCCGCCUGCAUGGUCACCUUCCUGGUGUACGAGAACGUCUCGCAUUUCCUGCUCGCCAAGCGGAAGCAAAUUGAGACCAAUAAGGAUGCGUCGGACGUGUGAUUUUCCUUUGGUUGGAUUCCUUUUAGGCUUUUAAGAUGCAUAUAUCACCUCACGACAUUUCCAUAUGUCUCUAUAGUCAGCGGGCAGUUGCAAUCGUGCUGAGCAUGCGCAGCUGCUUUUAGUUUAAGUUUAGUUAGAUGUUGCCGAAGACUUAUUUGGUCUUUUCCUAGUAAGUAAAGUGAUUGUUGUUCCUAAGUGUGGAUCAGAAUGGAUCUGUGAUUGGAUUCUGACGAAAGUGUUACAAUAAACCGGUGAAAUAUAAGUCCAUAGCCUCACUCUUGCAAAUAAACCAAAUCUUUGUGAACCAAA
Drosophila mauritiana is the source of this 1946-nucleotide messenger RNA. RefSeq names its product mitochondrial folate transporter/carrier. Gene Ontology annotation, cellular component: mitochondrion. Gene Ontology annotation, molecular function: folic acid transmembrane transporter activity; FAD transmembrane transporter activity. Gene Ontology annotation, biological process: nucleotide transport; folate import into mitochondrion. NCBI's taxonomy places the organism in Eukaryota, Metazoa, Arthropoda, Insecta, Diptera, Drosophilidae. The record is from RefSeq and is a predicted model, not a curated record. The coding region runs from base 669 to 1637 and encodes 322 amino acids. The transcript has 5 exons.